This is a messenger RNA of Symbiodinium sp. CCMP2456, 3966 nucleotides long. Lineage: Eukaryota; Dinophyceae; Suessiales; Symbiodiniaceae. The record is from the annotation of a GenBank genome assembly.
AUGGGACCGCCAUCUGAAUCCCCUCAAAAGAAGCGAGCUGUCCACGAUGAGGGCUUGAGUUUAGAAGCCAUUCGCGAUGUUGUCAGAGGUGAGAUCCAAGGAGCGGUCACAGGCCUGUCUGACCGGGUAGCGGCAGUGGAGCGCAAUCUCCAACAGCACAAUGACCGCACUUUUCAAGCCGUGGAGACGUUGUCCACGAACCAAGCAGACCAGGCCCUGCGCAUCGCCGACAUCGCCAAUGAUACGAAAACUAUGGCUGGGAGAAUCAGCUUCCUUGAGACGACCGUGAAGAGCAUCCAGGCAUCGGGGAGUACCCCUUCGACUGCGGAUACGGGGCGAGUCCCUGCUCUCAUCAUGGGGGGAUGGCCUCCAGAAACCCAAGCCAGUGAAGUCCUCCAAAAAGCCAACGAGAUGGCCCGAGACCUACAACUGCAGCUCAACAUGUCCGAUGCCUUUGUGCCGGGAGUCCGCAGGGGAUUCGUCCUGAUCCCCACUACGCCGCAGGAUGGAGAAAAUGAUGAAGCCAUGCGCCAGCGGAUGCAAACAUGCAUUCGGCGCGUUGCCGCCGCAAAUGUCACCUUGGGGCGCAAGCCAGACGGGAAUGGGACGUGGCCCCUCUACCACAAUCUGAUCCUCAUCAACUACCUGAAGCAACUGUUUUGGGCGCCGGCCAGUACUCGGCCGUUGCUGCCCCCUUCAGAGUGGAGAAGCAACCCCUUCGGACUAGGGCAGCCACCCCUGGUCCCAGACGAUAGUGAAGCAGAGACAGCCGUCCCGAACGACAACGACGUGGUACCACAACACAUGAGUCCUGGCGACGCCUCCCCCAUCGAUGACGAUGGCAUAGCUCCGACCUGCCCGGCCAGCACAUCUCAGAGUCAGCCAGCAACUGAAGCGACGAGUGCAUCGAUCUCAGCCCCGCCAGGCAUAACGGCAGGCUCUACCUUUGACCCUGCAACAACGGGGGAAACCCCGUCGGCGGCAGCAGCAGCUCCAGCGGAACAGCCAACCCAAGAUGAUGAUGACGACUCCCUGGACGAAUGGGAGAGCGACACCGACGAUGAGCAGGCAGACACCGAGCAAGACCCCCAGCUCAACAAAAACAGGGGCGACAAGCCCCAGCGCAGACCUGCAGGCCAUGGAUCGCAGCGAGUCAAGAACAAGGCCCGGAAAUCGGACGUUAAGAAACUUUGGGAGGAACGCGGCUGGCCACGAAAGCCGGCUUGGUUGACGUGGCGAAAAGCUCUUGAGUGGCUUAAGCGCGGGGAGAUCCCGCCAAGCCGACAGCCGCGUGCCACCAUCUCCGAGGCCCAUCGAGCUGCCCUCAGCAACCUCCUCAACUCCCACCACUACACCUACGACAGUGCUGGCAAUAUCAUCCCUCAGCCACCGAACAGACAGCAGCAGCCGCAAGCCCAAGCAGCUGGCAGUUCCUCAGGGGAUCCAUCCCCCCAGCAAAACAACCCGUACAACCUUCCCCCACACCAGCGGCCCGACCUGGCCACUUCCAGCAAAGCAGCGGGGCCCAUGACGGAAGCCGGUCAACCGCGGGCCGCACAACAGAACCGCAGCCAAGCACAAAGCAGGAGUGUCCGCUUCUCGCUUCCUAGAGGCGAUGGCGUGGACAAAUACCCGGUGGUGAAGCUACCGCGGCCUCCAACGCAGGAGCCUGUCGUCGCCGACCUUGAUCCAGGGGACCUCCUCUUCUACCAACCGCCACCGCGACCCGAUGGCUCGCAAGCUCCUGAAGAAGUCGCCGGCCUCGAGCACCCAGGAAAACUUUCUGACUUGGAAGCCCAUUCGGCCAUUGCGGUCAGCCAGCGCAGAGCCCCCGAAUGGACAGCCACCAGAAACACGGAACCGAUGCGCAGCACUAUACGGACGGGGGCCAACACGCAGGAUCUUUCGUGGCUGGCGGGGGCACCCCCGACAACACUACCUCCAGUCUUUCCUCUGCGGCGACGCAGCAUACUCACACUACGUGGUGUUGCAACCGGAGCGUGGCGGGGCACUGUGACCGAUCUCCGAGCCUGGCAGUUUGCCCGGCACCCUCGCAGACUUGGACAAGAACCCACCCUCGUCAUCUACAACACUAUGUCGGGGUCGGCCCCCGGUGCAAGGCACCUACCGCAUGGAACGUGCCUUACGAUGCUACCGGUGGGACCAUGGGUUGCUUCCACUAGAGUCGAACUUGGGGCCAUUAAGACUCCCCAGCUCUGGUUGGUUAUGAUCGACGCUACAUCGGCAUCUUCCUCCAGCAGUUCGAGCUCCAACAACACAGGGGCAAUCCCCCUGACAGUGGGAAUGACAUUUUGGCUCCAGUGGAACCAAGAAGGUCAGGAAUGGCGACGAAGGCCCCGGUUUGACAACGACAUUGAGAUCCUGGGGGGCUACUCCAUCGUCCCACAGCCUGACCCGGUUCAACCUCCUCUACCACCUGAAAGACAUGACCCCACACAGCGUGGGCACCGGGGCAUAAACCCCGCUAUGAAGGCUAAAGCCAAAGCUACUGUCAAAGCAAAGCCGAAACCGAGAUCUACAACGCCGACUUCAGACUCCUCCCGGCCGAUGCCCAUUCCACCUGAACCAGCUUCAGAACAGCCGGGUCAAGCUCGAGCCGACCCCCUGCUGCAGACCGAAGAAGAAGCAACAGAAACGCAAGAUGUGCCGGGACAAUCUCCUCCUGGCCAAAGUGGCGGCAUCUCUGACUCUGAGACAAGCUGGCCGAGUGAAGACCCGCCAAUGCCGCCACCCGACCAACCGCCUGCCGACGACACUGUGCUCCUCCAGACCUACACGACCAAGUACCUGCAGCCGUGGGACAGUCAGGAUGGUGAUUCUGCCUCCUUCAUGCAGAGGGGACAGCAGGGCACCUCCCCUACACAACCAGACCAAAACAGCCCUACGACGUGGACAUCGCCAGCACUGUCCACGCAGAUACUCCAACUCCAGCAAGAAGUUUCUCGGGGGAGUACCUCGGUACUCAACGUGUUGCGGUUGCUCCGAGCGCUACUCCACGACCUCCUCCAGCAGUCGCACUUGCAACCCAGGGAAGAGGUCACGGAGCUGGCUUACCAGGCAUGUUACUACUUGGACAAGUUGCAAACAGUGAGCGAAAGCCGCGAAAGGGGAGAACACCCUGGCGCCGACUUCCCCGGGGGUGACCCCACUGCCACCACGCAUGCAGCGCCUACCGAGAUCUAUUUCGUCAUGAACAACCCCUUGGUGGAGGCCGAAGCUACGUUGAGUAACCUCGUCGUGAACCACAAAGAGCUACCAGUGCGCCAUCUAGGCAGAGAGAUAGGGCGCGUCGAAGCGCUGCUUCUGGAAGGACAGCAAAUCCUUCGCAGCUGGGGGCGUUCCCCACAAGCCCCGGGAGCUCCCGAAGGAGAUGCCAGCCUUAGCACGGCCCUCCAGAGCCUCAGUUUUAGUCACCUGGCUAUUGCAGAAGGAGGUCUGGCUAGCACGACGGAAGCCCUGACGUCGACCUGGCAUGCAGUCAGUCGGGCCAGCGCCCACAUGGACGCCCUGCUUGCCUGGAUUCAGACCAGGCUCCCCGUUUUGCACACCAGCCACCCGAACCUCGCCCUGGCCCAGCAGCUCCAGUACGUGCACCUGAACAGCUACCUGGCACAGCUUCUCGAGCAGGUCUUGCCCUUCCUUGAGCACCAGAGCGCUUUGGUGAUCCAGGAAGCUCAUAGCCUUUUGUUUCAGUGGACUACGGCAAUCUGGGGCAUGCCCAUUGUCCUGACCGCCGGGGAUAGCCCUCAGCAUGCAACCGGGGGGCAGCCCCCUUCGUUGCCGGGAUCGGAGGCGAGCACCGUCCUGCUGCCCAACCAGGCCCUUCGACCAGGCAACUUUGGACAGGAGGAAGCUCCUGAGGCCACGAUUUCUCGCGGCGGUGUGGAUCCCAUGGUGCCUACCGACAAGCCGAUUCAGAUGAAGCCGCACAACAAGCUCAACUGA